UUUAUAUAUCAAACUUUUUAGCUUAAAAAAAAAAAACUCGCUUUUUAAUCAAAAACAAAUAAAAACUCUAUAUUUUAGAAAUUCUAAGUUCCUCUUUUAAAUAAAAUGAUGAAAUAGCACUUUGACUAAAGUCCAAAUAAAGUUUUGAAAAAGGAUAUCAAGGAUUAUGGUCCUGAUUCUUGCUCAAGCGAAGACGAUGAUACAGUUGACUAAAUUCAAGUAAUCAAAAAGGAAACAAAGAAAUAGCGUAAUUCAGUUAGUGCUGAAGCCUAUGGUAUGUUUAACAAGAGAGAAAACUUUAAGCCUAUUGUAAUCGCUAAGAGUCAAGAUACUAAGAACAAAAUUUACAAAAGAAUCAAUGAAGCCUUUAUGUUUAAUUGUUUAGACUUAAAGGAAAGAGAAAUUAUCGUCAAUGCUAUGGAAGAAAAGCGUUUUAAAUCUGGAGAUUAAGUUAUUAAGCAAGGCGAAGAAGGAAAUUAUCUAUACGUAAUAGAUGAAGGUCAACUGGAUUGUUUUAAGAAGUAUCAAAACUAGCCUGAACCUACUUACCUUAAGACUUACUAGCCAGGAGAAUCCUUUGGUGAACUUGCAUUACUGUACAAUGCUCCAAGAGCAGCUUCAAUUGUCUCUAAAACCCCUAGUGUUCUUUUUGCAUUGGACAGAGAAACAUUUAACCAUAUAGUUAAAGAUGCAGCAAUGAAAAAACGUCAAAAAUAUGAAGAUUUUUUGACAAAAUUGCCAGUUUUAUAAUCAAUAGCCGAUCCCUAUGAAAAGACAAAAAUAGCUGACUCGAUUGAACAAAAAUGUUACAAACAAGGAGAAAUAAUAGUAAACCAGGGAGCAACAUAAGGUGAUAUACAUUUUGUUGAAAGUGGAGAAGUUUUAGCAAUGAAAAAUGGAUAAUAGGUUUUCAAAUAUGUUUAAGGAGAUUACUUUGGAGAAAUCCCCUUACUUUUAUCGAGAAAUCAGCCUUUCUAAUUUAUUAGCAACGCUAACAAUACAUCUCUUUUGAUCGUUGGAGAAGGAAAUUACAAAAAUACUUUAGUUAUUGUAGAGAAAUAAUUGAAAGCAAAUUUGUCUAAGUAUAAUGGCCAAAUUUGAAUGCCUUUAUUUGAACUUUCAUAAUAAAUUCACAAUGAUAUAUACUAUUAUAAGCAAAUGAUUUUGCAGUUAAAUAUUCAUUUUUAAUAAAUAAUAUUAACUUUCUACUAAUUUCAAACUUACAUUCAUCUAUUUUAACAUUAAAUCAGUCAGCCACUAAAUAACACACUAACUUACUUCCUUAUAUUUUGUUUUAAAUAUCUAUCACUUUUUAGAAAAUUUUAUUACCUUAAAUUAAAUAAAU
Messenger RNA from Tetrahymena thermophila SB210, 1345 nucleotides. Its product is annotated as cyclic nucleotide-monophosphate-binding domain protein. The transcript is spliced from 5 exons. The record is from RefSeq and is a predicted model, not a curated record. Lineage: Eukaryota; Ciliophora; Oligohymenophorea; Hymenostomatida; Tetrahymenidae.